This is a messenger RNA of Staurois parvus, 424 nucleotides long. The record is from the annotation of a GenBank genome assembly. NCBI's taxonomy places the organism in Eukaryota, Metazoa, Chordata, Amphibia, Anura, Ranidae.
AUGAAAAAUGUGUGUGUUUUUGUAUUGCAGGCAUCGCCAUGUACUGGAAAAGCAAUUUGACAUUGAUUAUCUCAUGAAGGCUAAGUCUAUUAGAGAGUUUGACACAAGAUUUACCUCAGUGAUGUUUGGUUAUCCGACAAAUGAUCACUAUUACAAGGAUGCUAGUCCUUGUCACAGGGUGAAAUCAAUUGAGAUACCAGUAUUGUGUCUGAAUGCUGUGGAUGAUGUCUUUUCUCCUGGUCAUGCAAUACCAGUGGAAAGUGCCAAACAAAAUCCAAACGUUGCUCUGGUACUUACUGCCUAUGGAGGCCACAUUGGAUUCCUGGAAGGCAUUUGGCCAAGACAGCAAACUUACAUGGAUCGUAUUUUCAAGCAGUUUGUCCAAGCAAUUUUUGAGCAUGGCAAUGAAAUUUCAAGCAUGUAG